UUUGCUUUUCCGUCGCCGUCUCUAUCAGCAGAAGACAGUUCCCCAGCAUUUUACUUCGGAUCUUUUCCCUCUUUUUCGAUGCAAUCUUUUAACAUUCGCAUUCCUUUUUUCUGUGAGCUUUUUGUCCAAUCGCUGGUGAAAGUAGGGGUGACGUUUUCUUGAAGAGAUUUCUAGGGUUUUAGAUGAAGAAGUUCUUCUGUAAUGGCAAUCAGAGGCGUCGAUUUCAAGUGGUAUGACGGAUUCUUUCUGUCGAUGCUUGCGACGAGCGUAAUCAUUGUUUCAAUCAAUUGGAAGCGGUAUCAUCUUUGUACAUAUCCUUUGCAUAUAUGGAUCGUGGUUGACUAUACAACUGUCUUUGUUUUUCGGCUACUGAUGUUCAUAGACAAUGGCCUGGCUGCAGGAAUGGGCUUGGAUCUGGGGUGGCAGCAACGUUAUGCUCGUUUCUGUGGAAGAAUUGUGGUUCUUUCAAUUCUUUCUCUGCUGCUUUAUCCAUUCUUAUGGGCUUGGACUGUGAUUGGUACACUAUGGUUCACAAGUGCAAGAAGCUGUUUGCCCGAGGAAGGUCAAAAAUGGGGUUUCCUUAUUUGGUUGCUUUUCAGCUAUUGUGGACUCAUAUGCAUUGCUUGUAUGUCAAUCCGCAAGUGGUUAACACGGAGGCAAGCGCAUUUACUACGUGCUCAGCAAGGAAUUCCAAUAUCGGAAUAUGGAGUUCUGGUUGACAUAGUCCGAGUACCAGAUUGGGCAUUUGAAGCUGCUGGUCAGGAGCUGAGAGGGAUGGGUCAAGAUGCUGGUGCAUACCAUCCGGGGCUUUACUUAACUGCGACACAGAGAGAAGCUGUGGAGGCACUCAUUCAAGAACUACCCAAGUUCAGAUUAAAGGCUGUCCCGACUGAUUGUAGCGAGUGCCCCAUCUGUCUUGAAGAGUUCCGCGUUGGGAACGAGGUUCGGGGGCUCCCUUGUGCCCACAAUUUCCAUGUGGAGUGCAUUGACGAGUGGCUCCGGCUGAACGUGAAGUGCCCCCGUUGCCGCUGCUCCGUCUUCCCCAACCUCGACCUCAGCGCCCUCUCCAACCUUCACGCUGACUCUGGGCGGCCCUCUGCUAGUGUUUUGACGGCCACACGCUACGUGCACACGCAGCCGGCAGGCCAGAGCUACCUGUUGAGGUUGCAGGGCCUGCUACGCACGAUCCGAAUGGAGAAUGCUGGUGGAGGCAAUGAUGACGCUGGCCUGGAAGCAGCAGAAGAUGGACGGGCAGUUUUAUCUCAGGGUCUGCCGAGCACAACGGCACCGGUGAUGACGGGCAUGACCAUGGAUCGGUCUUUGCCACCCCAUCAUUAACGCUCUUAACUGUAACUCUGUAUGGAUGUUUCUUUUUCUUUUUUCUUUUUUCCAUUUUAAAUGCAUGCGCUCAAAGAGAGAUUGCAUGGUGUUUCAUCA
Magnolia sinica is the source of this 1437-nucleotide messenger RNA. RefSeq names its product E3 ubiquitin-protein ligase SIS3-like. Gene Ontology annotation, molecular function: ubiquitin-protein transferase activity. The transcript is spliced from 10 exons. Gene Ontology annotation, biological process: sugar mediated signaling pathway. The record is from RefSeq and is a predicted model, not a curated record. NCBI's taxonomy places the organism in Eukaryota, Viridiplantae, Streptophyta, Magnoliopsida, Magnoliales, Magnoliaceae. The coding region runs from base 202 to 1338 and encodes 378 amino acids.